Messenger RNA from Oryza sativa Japonica Group (Japanese rice), 1304 nucleotides. RefSeq lists its product as uncharacterized. The record is from RefSeq and is a predicted model, not a curated record. Gene Ontology annotation, molecular function: 3'-5' exonuclease activity; nucleic acid binding. Gene Ontology annotation, cellular component: nucleus. Gene Ontology annotation, biological process: rRNA processing. NCBI's taxonomy places the organism in Eukaryota, Viridiplantae, Streptophyta, Magnoliopsida, Poales, Poaceae.
UACAGUAUAAAAUCAAGACAAAAAUCAAAUGAACCCUCGUUGAGAGCAGAAAACCCCAAAUCCCGCGGUUCCCCCGCGCCGCAAAAAUCAUCCAUGGCUUCUCCGCCGCCACCGGCGGCCGCCGCCGCCGCGAGCCCGAAGCGGAAACCCAAGCCCAAGCCGAAGGCAGCCGGCGCCUCCACCCUAAACCCUAACUGGGCGCAGCUCCAGUCCAAGCUCCCCCGCCCCGUCGCCGCCACCACCCUCGGCAAGCGCAAGCACCGCCCCGACCACCCUUCUCCGGCCCCCGCGCCCACCGAGCCCGCCGCGGAGGAGGAGGCGGCGGAGGUCAAGCUCGUGCCCACCUCCGACGACACCAGCUUGACGAAGGCGGUCGCUGUGGAUUGCGAGAUGGUCGGGGUCGGCGCAGGCGGCAGCAAGAGCGCCCUCGGCAGAGUCACCUUGGUUAACUCUUGGGGUAACGUUGUAUAUGAUGAAUAUACAAGACCGGUAGAGCGGAUUGUUGACUACCGUACCCAUAUUAGUGGGAUUAGACCGAAGCACAUGAAUAAAGCCAAAGAUUUCUGGGUUGUUCAGAAAGAUGUAGCUGAGCUGAUCAAAGGAAGAAUUCUUGUUGGGCAUGCCUUGCACCAUGAUCUUAAGGUUUUGCUACUAGGCCACCCAAAGAAGGACAUAAGGGAUACCUCAGAAUAUGAGGUUUUUCGAAGGGAAGGGAAGAGGAGAUCACUGAAAGAUCUUACUGCUCAAGUACUUGGUGCUAAAAUACAACAGAAAGAGCAUUGCCCAAUUGAGGAUGCUCGUGCAGCAAUGUUCAUUUACAACAAGCAUAAGAAAGUAUGGGAGAAGAAUAUGAAAGAACAAUUCAGAUUUAGAAAGAAGCUCAAGAAGCGAGGCAAGAAGAAAUCUGCUGAAGGCAGUGGGAAUGAUCCUAAUGUUCCCACGGUUCUUCUAUAGAGGAUGGAUUUAGGAAGCUAGUGUGAUGCAUUGCCCUACCUGACAUGAAUUUGAAGAUGCCAAAGGCUAUUUGUGUGAGAUUCUCAUGGAACUUAAAUGAGGCAGUAUGCUGACCCAAGAUGUGGUGCAGCUCAAUCAUGAUGAACAUCAACACAUUUCUCGAUGACAGUGUCACGAUUCCAUGGAUUUAUCACAUUUCAUGUAGUAGCAUUUGUUUUAGGGAAGCAAUAUUUCUGAUGAAAAUUUUGUACCUGAAUCUCAUAUUCUCAUGUAAUGUUACUCCAUACAAACCUCCAAGCUUUGCAGCAAACAUAUCUAUUAAUUUAUUGAAAAAGUUACAGGAGACAAGA